GUUUGAAGCAGAGAACGCUUUGCAGUGCAGAAACUAGUGAUGAAGACAAAUGUUUUGAGAGUGUGGUAUGUGCCUGUGUUGGUGCUGUGUCUGAAUGCAGCUGAGGAUUUCCAAUGGACAAAGAAUAACCCGGGCUCCUUCUAUUAUGGCACUUUCCCAGCUGGUUUUUUAUGGGGUGCCGGCAGUUCUGCCUACCAAACUGAAGGGGCUUGGGAGGAGGAUGGAAAAGGACCAAGCAUCUGGGAUGUUUUUACUCAUAAAAAGGGAAAAGUGUACAAAAAUGACACAGCAGAUUCAGCAUGUGAAAGCUACUACAGAGUGAAGGAUGACAUUCAGUUACUGAAGGAUUUGAAAGUCCAUUACUAUCUGCUCUCCAUGUCAUGGCCUCGCAUUCUGCCUACUGGCAUCAAAACAGAAGAAGUAAAUGAAAUGGGAAUACAAUUCUAUAAUGAUACAAUUAAUAGUCUUCUGGAGAACAACAUUAUCCCUUUUGUGAGCCUCUACCACUGGGAUCUUCCACAGGCACUCCAAGAGAAGUAUGGGGGCUGGCAGAAUGCAAGCCUAAUAAAUUACUUUAAUGAUUAUGCAAAUCUGUGCUUUGAGACUUUUGGUGAUCGUGUGAAAUACUGGAUCACUUUUAGUAACCCUUGGGCCGUCGCUGAAGAGGGCUAUGAGACAGGAAAACACGCACCAGGACUGAAGCUCAGUGGAACUGGGGCAUAUAAAGCAGCUCAUCACAUAAUUAAAACUCAUGCAAAGGUCUGGCAUUCUUAUGAUAAGACAUGGCGCAGGGAGCAGCAAGGGAUGGUUGGAAUUUCCUUAACUAGUGCCUGGGGUGAACCUAUGGAUCUAAGUAACCAAGAUGACAUAGAUGCUGCUGAGAGAUACGUUCAGUUUUAUUUGGGAUGGUUUGCAAAUCCUAUUUACAGAGGAGACUAUCCAGAAGUUAUGAAAGAGUAUAUAGGUAGAAAGAGUGCCCAACAAGGCUUGGGCUUGACAAGAUUACCAAUCUUCUCAGCACAAGAGAAAAGCUAUAUUAAAGGCACAUCAGAUUUCCUGGGAAUAGGUCACUUUACUACUCGCUACAUUACUCGGAAGAAUUAUCCCUCCCUGCAAGGUCCCAGUUACUACACCGAUCGUGAUUUGCAGGAACUGGUAGACCCAAAGUGGCCAAACCCAGGAUCCAAAUGGUUAUACUCUGUGCCUUGGGGAUUUAGAAGGUUACUCAACUUUGCUAAGACACACUAUGGGAACCCUCUGAUUUAUGUGACAGAGAAUGGGGUUUCUGAAAAGAUAUACUGCAUUCAACUAUGUGAUGAAUGGAGAAUGGAAUAUCUGAAAGGGUAUAUUAAUGAGAUGCUGAAAGCGAUAAAUGAUGGAGUUAAUGUUAAUGGGUAUACUGCCUGGUCUCUACUGGAUAAAUUUGAAUGGAAUAAAGGUUUCUCUGAGAGAUUUGGAUUCUACCAUGUUGAUUUUCAAAAUAAGAACAAACAUCGACACCCAAAGGCAUCUGUUCAGUACUACAAGAAAAUCAUAAGUGCAAAUGGGUUUCCAAAUCUAAGACAGGUGGAAAGUUGGUAUUACAAGGCCUUGGAGACUUGUUCUACCACAAACCAACUAGUUUCUGAAGAUCCUUUGACUACUCACAUGGAAAUGGUGACUGAGAUUGUUGUGCCUAUAGCUUUCACACUCUGUAUACUUAUCAGUGCCGUUUUACUAGUAAUCCUCCUUCGGAAGUGCAACUAAAAUUACAAGUUUACACACACUUCAUUUUGCAUAA
Molecule: messenger RNA, 1780 nt
Organism: Alligator sinensis (Chinese alligator)
Lineage: Eukaryota; Metazoa; Chordata; Crocodylia; Alligatoridae
Gene: LCTL
Product: lactase like
Exons: 13
Coding region: 40-1746 (568 amino acids)
Biological process (GO): carbohydrate metabolic process
Molecular function (GO): beta-glucosidase activity
Source: RefSeq, a predicted model, not a curated record